Molecule: messenger RNA, 1147 nt
Organism: Rubroshorea leprosula
Lineage: Eukaryota; Viridiplantae; Streptophyta; Magnoliopsida; Malvales; Dipterocarpaceae
Source: the annotation of a GenBank genome assembly
CCUCACCAUUCUUCUUCCUUUCUCCGCCAAUUAACCAUUGUCGCCUCCUGAAGGAUUCCAUUUUCUCCUCCUGAAGGAUUCCAUUUUCUUUAGAGAAAUUCAGAGCUAUCCAUUUUCCAUCUUCCUGUUUGAGUCUAAGUCUUCUGGUGGCUGAAAACAAGUUGUGGGGACAGAUCCAUGGCGUUUGAGCAAUACUAUAGCCAGGAAUGGAAGAACAUCCCAGCGACAACAUCUGAAAAUCUUAACGGUUGCUUCGACUGCAAUAUCUGCUUAGACUUUGCACAUGAGCCAGUUGUCACCUUCUGUGGCCACCUCUACUGCUGGCCCUGCAUCUACAAGUGGCUUCAUGUCCAGAGUGCCUCCCUAGCCUCUGAUGAGCACCCACAAUGCCCAGUUUGCAAGGCUGAUAUAUCUCACACCACCAUGGUUCCCCUCUAUGGCCGGGGCCAAUCAGAAUCUGAGUUUGGAGGCAAGACACCAAAUGGGGGCAUGGCAAUACCCCCUAGACCUCCAGCUUGCGGUAACCAAGCUCUUCUGUCAACUACCAGUCAUAACAGUCAGCAGCUUCCUUAUCGUAAUCCUUAUCAAGCACAGAACCAUAACCCAAAUCCAUUCUACGAAGAGGAUUCAUCCUCAUCGAUGCCUAACCUUGCAGGCCCCACAAUGACUGGAUUCCACCAUCCAGUGGUUGGAAUGUUUGGUGAGAUGGUUUAUGCAAGGGUGUUUGGGAACUCCGAAAGCUUAUACACAUACCCAAAUUCAUACUACUUGAUGGGGAAUAGCAGUGCCAGGCUAAGAAGACAGCAGAUGCAGGCAGACAAGUCACUCAACAGAAUUUCGAUUUUCCUCUUCUGUUGCUUUCUUUUGUGCCUAAUUGUAUUUUGAGGUUAGUCUAUCUGUUUGUAUACACUGUAAAGAAUCGGCGUGUAAGCUUACAGACAUGAGUAGUCGAGAUAAUGUUAUAUGAAGGUACUAUCAUGUGCUAUCUUGAAUACAUAUGCCCUUUUGUGCAAACUAGAAAUCCCUGUCUGAAAUGAGGGUUUUGUGGAGGCAAGUCACUCAACAGGUUUAGCCUGACUACUUGAAUCACAGCUGCAAGUCUGAUUAGUUAGAUUGUUUGUUGCAGCAUUAAAUGUGGGAAUCAAUU